AUUCUCCUAAUGCAUAUAUCGUCAGUCGAACGGUUACCGAUAACAACAACAGGUUCCCCAUUGCUGGUUCGCACCAAAACAUUUCACUCGGUGUUCUUCGUGAUACCGCGCGAGAGAGACUGCCAUGAGAUGCACCAGACGCUUUUAAGACUGAGUCAACCGGUUCAUUUAGACGAAUUGUACUGCUUCCACUAUAAGUGUACUCCGGAUGAUCUGCCGAAGUCUGCAGGUUGGAACUUCUUUGAUAUCCAGACCGAAUACCAAAGGAUGAACGUACCAAACGAACAGUGGGUCCUCUGUACUGCUAACAAGGAGUAUGAACUCUGUGAUACAUAUCCAAGUGAAAUCUACGUGCCAGCUCGAGCAUCUACGACUGUACUCUUAGGCAGUGCCAGAUUUAGAUCCCGCGGUCGGUUACCAGUGUUAGCAUACUUACAUCACAAUAAAGCGGCCAUUGCGAGAUGCAGCCAACCCUUAAGUGGAUUCUCUGCUAGAUGUAUGGAAGAUGAACAGAUGUUGGAUCUGAUCCGGCGAGCAAAUCCCAACUGUGGUUAUAUGUAUGUAGUGGACACAAGACCGAGGAUAAAUGCAAUGGUCAAUCGUGCAGCCGGUAAAGGAUAUGAAAACGAAGCGUUCUACGAAAAUAUUAAGUUUCAAUUCAUGGGCAUCGAAAACAUACAUGUUAUGCGUAAGAGUCUACAAAAAUUAGUUGAAACAUGCGAACAGAACAGCCCAACAAUGUCAUCGUUUCUCAAUGGAUUGGAAUCUUCCGGUUGGCUCAAACAUAUAAAAUCGAUAUUGGACACUUCGUGGUGGAUCGCAAGUGCGAUUGAGAGCGGUGUGAGUGUGUGCGUGCACUGCAGCGACGGGUGGGACCGCACCGCGCAGGUGUGCUCGCUCGCCGCGCUCUGUCUCGAGCCGCACUACAGGACCAUCAACGGUUACCAGGCGCUCAUCGAAAAAGAUUGGCUUUCUUUCGGUCACAAGUUCACAGCCCGGUGUGGCCAUGUUGCUUGUGAUUCGCGAGAGAGAUCUCCUGUUUUUACACAGCUUCUGGACUGCACUUGGCAGUUACUCAGACAGGCUCCUGAGGCAUUCCAGUUCAACGAAAGAUUCCUAUUAACAUUACACGAUCACGCGCACGCCUGUCAGUACGGCACGUUCAUUGGCAAUUGUGAGAAGGAUCGGCGUGAUCUGAGACUGUCUGAACGUACGUUUUCUCUGUGGGGCUACAUGGCGAGUCAUCUGAACGAGUACAAGAACCCUCUCUACAACCCCAAGGCUCACCCUGAUGUUCUAAAACCGGACUUAAACGCUCAGAGCAUAAGGUUCUGGCGCGGCAUGUACUGCCGGCACGAGAGCGGCGUGCACCCGCGCGAGUCGCUGGCGGACCUGCUGCCGGCCGCCGUGGAGCACGCCGGCGCGCUCACGCUGCACAUCGACUACCUCGCCAAGAGAAUAUCGACAUUCAAGAGUCUUCUGUCGGGUCGUAAGGCUGAGAAGAGCAGGGAGACGACGGUGGUCAACUACCAAAACGGAACUCGUGACUCCGUUGAAAUCGAAACCAAAGUGGAAGGUCUACAGAUUGACAAUAAAUUACUCUACGAGUCGGGAGGUAAUUUGUCAGAAAUGGAGUGCGCGAAUCACGAUCAUCCGCUCAAGGAGUUGGGAGGUACAUCGCCGAAGACGAACAAAAUACCUUUGAUAACUGAGAAGGCGGACGCAACAAUACCCUCAAGUCUAGCUCAGCUCGAAGCUGAAAUGAACACUGUCGCUUUGGACUGGAAAAGCGUUAAAAACGUUACCGAGUGCAGUUGCUCCACACCGCUCGAUUACUUUAGUAGGAAGCAUCACUGCUGGGGCUGUGGCCGCUGUGUGUGCACGCGAUGUGUGUGUGCGCGCGCGCCGCUCCCCGCGCUGCACGCGCCGCGCGCCGUGCCGCUGUGCGCCGCCUGCGCGCCAUCCACGCCCACCGACCCGCCGCCCGCGCCCGGUGCGUACACUACAACAUACACACACACACGCGCCGCCUGCGCGCCAUCCACGCCCACCGACCCGCCGCCCGCGCCCGGUGCGUACACUACAACAUACACACACACACGCGCCGCCUGCGCGCCAUCCACGCCCACCGACCCGCCGCCCGCGCCCGGUGCGUACACUACAACAUACACACACACACGCGCCGCCUGCGCGCCAUCCACGCCCACCGACCCGCCGCCCGCGCCCGGUGCGUACACUACAACACACACACACACACGCGCCGCCUGCGCGCCAUCCACGCCCACCGACCCGCCGCCCGCGCCCGGUGCGUACACUACAACAUACACACACACACGCGCCGCCUGCGCGCCAUCCACGCCCACCGACCCGCCGCCCGCGCCCGGUGCGUACACUACAACAUACACACACACACGCGCCGCCUGCGCGCCCGCCACGCCCACCGACCCGCCGCCCGCGCCCGGUGCGUACACUACAACAUACACACACACACGCGCCGCCUGCGCGCCAUCCACGCCCACCGACCCGCCGCCCGCGCCCGGUGCGUACACUACAACAUACACACACACACGCGCCGCCUGCGCGCCAUCCACGCCCACCGACCCGCCGCCCGCGCCCGGUGCGUACACUACAACAUACACACACACACGCGCCGCCUGCGCGCCAUCCACGCCCACCGACCCGCUGCCCGCGCCCGGUGCGUACACUACAACACACACACACACGCGCCGCCUGCGCGCCAUCCACGCCCACCGACCCGCCGCCCGCGCCCGGAAUGAGCUCACGAACGCGCUGUACGAUGAUGAUAUGUGA
Melitaea cinxia (Glanville fritillary) is the source of this 2811-nucleotide messenger RNA. RefSeq names its product myotubularin-related protein 6 (gene Mtmr6). Bases 10 to 2811 code for a protein of 933 amino acids. Gene Ontology annotation, molecular function: phosphatase activity; metal ion binding. Lineage: Eukaryota; Metazoa; Arthropoda; Insecta; Lepidoptera; Nymphalidae. Gene Ontology annotation, biological process: dephosphorylation. The transcript is spliced from 16 exons. The record is from RefSeq and is a predicted model, not a curated record.